GGCGGGGGUGGGGGUGCGGGUUAUAAAAGAGCGGAGCGCCGCUUUAAUCCGCAGCAGCAGCAGCAGAACCCGGAGCCAGAAGCCGCACCACCAGAACCCCUACAGAGCCAGUUGGAACCGCAGGUCAGCAGCAGCACAGGCGCCAUCAUGCCGUUCGGGAACACCCACAACAAGCUGAAGAUGAACUACACCUCGGAGCAGGAGUACCCCGACCUGAGCCAGCACAACAACCACAUGGCCAAGGUGCUCACGCCUGAAAUGUACGCCAACAUGCGCGACAAGGAGACGCCCAGCGGCUUCACCUUGGACGACCUCAUCCAGACCGGCGUCGACAAUCCAGGUCAUCCCUUCAUCAUGACGGUGGGCUGUGUAGCUGGGGACGAGGAGACGUAUGAGGUGUUCAAAGAGCUGAUGGACCCCGUCAUCGAGGACCGUCACGGAGGAUACAAACCAUCAGACAAACACAAGACGGACCUGAACCCCGACAAUCUCCAGGGCGGAGACAACCUGGAUCCAAACUACGUGUUGAGCUCCCGGGUUCGGACAGGACGGAGCAUCCGCGGCUUCUGUCUGCCGCCGCACUGCAGUCGCGGGGAACGCCGCGCUAUCGAACAGCUCUCCCUCGAAAGUCUGGACUCUCUGGAGGGAGACCUGAAGGGGAAGUACUACGCCCUGAAGAACAUGACUGACGACGAGCAGCAGCAGCUCAUCGACGACCACUUCCUGUUUGACAAGCCCGUGUCUCCGCUGCUGCUGGCGUCCGGCAUGGCCCGGGACUGGCCCGACGGUCGCGGCAUCUGGCACAACGACAACAAGACCUUCCUGGUCUGGGUCAACGAGGAGGACCACCUGCGUGUCAUCAGCAUGCAGAAGGGGGGCAACAUGCAGGAGGUCUUCAACCGCUUCUGCACCGGACUCACCAAGAUCGAGGGCUUGUUCAAGGACCGAGGACACGAGUUCAUGUGGAACGAGCACCUGGGCUACGUCCUCACCUGCCCGUCCAACCUGGGGACCGGCCUGCGGGCCGGCGUGCACGUCAAACUGCCCAACGUCAGCAAGCACGAGAAGUUCGGCGAGAUCCUGAAGAGGCUGCGGCUGCAGAAGAGAGGAACAGGUGGCGUGGACACCGCAGCCGUGGGCGGGGUCUUCGAUAUCUCCAACGCGGACCGCCUGGGCUUCUCCGAGGUGGAGCUGGUCCAGAUGGUGGUGGACGGGGUCAACCUGCUGGUCAACAUGGAGAAGCGUCUGGAGGGCGGCGACUCCAUCGACGACAUGAUGCCGGAGCAGAAGUGAACUGUCUGGUCGUAGCCCGAUCCCCCCCACCCCCCCCCUCACCUGUCACCACCCCCGCCCCCCCCCCCACACUGUAGUGAGUCGUCCUGAAGCUGCAGGACGUUUAGAGCCGCUCAGUUAGACUUCAGUCUUCCAACAUGUGAAGGUUUUCUAUUUCCUGUCUGCACCUGUUGGACCAUCUAACACCUGAAAUAUCUAAUAAAGUCUCUGUGGCCCAAACUAAA
Cololabis saira (Pacific saury) is the source of this 1517-nucleotide messenger RNA. RefSeq names its product creatine kinase B-type-like. NCBI's taxonomy places the organism in Eukaryota, Metazoa, Chordata, Actinopteri, Beloniformes, Belonidae. Gene Ontology annotation, biological process: phosphocreatine biosynthetic process. The record is from RefSeq and is a predicted model, not a curated record. The coding region runs from base 148 to 1293 and encodes 381 amino acids. Gene Ontology annotation, molecular function: creatine kinase activity. The transcript is spliced from 8 exons.